UCGCACAUGCGCAGUACAAAUCGGGUUUCCGGGACGGAUCGGGUAGCAACAGUGUCCUCUGUUUGCCUUCCUCAUACCACCCAUAAUACUACACUUCCUAGUACUGUUGGAUUUGUAUUCAAUGAAAUAAGUAAUGGGAAACAGACCGAGUUACAUUGUAGCCCCGCUGUCUGUAUGUUCUCUGUACUUAUUUUAUGUUCACAUUUACUGCGCUCAUAGGCGGCUAAAAGCUAACGCAGUCAGCAGCGACAAACUUCCCAGUGUUGUGUAUCUGUACCUCAGAUAUUGUACCAGAGUUCUCACCCGGAGAACAGGUCGCCUAAAUGAAUCAGCUGCUGCACACAGGAGUGAUCUUGUUUACACGAUCCUCAACUGCAGGCUGGAGACUCUGUUGUUGAGGAGAUUCUGCAGAGCUGCAGGUUAUGGUUGGGAUUAUCCAGACACUGAAUACAGAGACAUCCCGCUGUGUUUCCCAGAGUUCCUCUGUGGCAGACUGCUGCUUAUGUUGCUGACUGAUGAGAACUUCGGACUCAACCCAGCAGGUCUGGUUCGUGUGCGUCAGAGUUUGAAAACCUUUGAGCCUGUUGAUGAGCUGAAGAAGGGUCCGUUCAUGCUGCAGGCGCAAGUCUUGUCCUACCAGCAGACUGAUGCAGGGGUGGAGGUGGACGUCUGUCUGUCUGCCACUUCCCGUUCUGGAUGCCCAGUGUGGGAGAGUGUCCUGACUCUGCUCUCCGAAAACAAGCUUCACAAAGCCAGCACACACUUACCGAGGAAUGACAGCAAAAAUGAGCAGCGUUUUGGUGAUUUCUGCUCAAAACUGUUUGCAUUUUUACACCAGGAAAAAUAUUACUGCCUUCCUCUUAAAGUGGCAACAUUGCAUUUAUUGUUUACUUUGAUCACCAUAACAUACAUGGGUUUCUUUGUUCUGGCAGGCCAUCCACCAGAUGAGCCAGAAAAUGUGAAGCAGGUAGAGCUCAGAGUUCCCAGGACUGUGGAGCUGCGGUGUCCAUGGUCCUUCUCUGACUACUCCCCCCGUCGGCUCCUUUCUCUGCCAGCCAGGUUCUUCGGCUACAGAUCGCAGGCAACACCAAGUCUCUGGAUGCUGUCUGUUUGCUUGGCUGAAAUAGAAAAGCACAAAGGUGUUGACAUCAUCACAGCUCCUGUCAGCAUCUCUGUCCAGUUUAAGGAGCCUCUGUUGGUACCAGGAAAAGUAACAAUCAGUUUUUGGGAGGAAGUCAAAGAUGGGGCUCAGUCUUCAGCCAGAGGUCUCAACUUCCACAUGGAGGAACAAGCAGGCAGCAUGUCUCACAUCCUGGGACUUAUUUCUAGAUCAUAAUCAGCAGAGAAGGUUGGCAUUUGUUGUUCUGCCUAAAUACAUUAAAAUGCAGAUUUUUCUGUCUGGACAUUACAGUGUAUCUAUGUAAAGUAAGAAUGAGGCAACCCUGUUCAAGUAUCUUCUCAUUAGUAAAUAAACAUAAUAUUGUCUUGCUGA
Molecule: messenger RNA, 1492 nt
Organism: Acanthochromis polyacanthus (spiny chromis)
Lineage: Eukaryota; Metazoa; Chordata; Actinopteri; Pomacentridae
Exons: 4
Coding region: 134-1336 (400 amino acids)
Source: RefSeq, a predicted model, not a curated record